Messenger RNA from Ceraceosorus guamensis, 2063 nucleotides. Its product is annotated as mitochondrial pyruvate dehydrogenase. Bases 315 to 1877 code for a protein of 520 amino acids. Gene Ontology annotation, cellular component: mitochondrion. NCBI's taxonomy places the organism in Eukaryota, Fungi, Basidiomycota, Exobasidiomycetes, Ceraceosorales, Ceraceosoraceae. Gene Ontology annotation, biological process: protein phosphorylation; regulation of glucose metabolic process. The transcript is spliced from 11 exons. Gene Ontology annotation, molecular function: pyruvate dehydrogenase (acetyl-transferring) kinase activity. The record is from RefSeq and is a predicted model, not a curated record.
CGAUCACGAUCACGAACACGAACACGAUCACGAACACGGUGAUUGAAUGCCUCGAUCCCCCUCUCACACCAAUCCAUCUCACCUUUCCUCCCUCCUUUCUGCCAUCAUCACCCGCGCACCACGCUCACUCUCAAGGCGGGCAUUCGCACGCACGCACGCACGCACUCACGCACGGCCUUCCACCUCCCACCUCCAGCACGCAACACCCACAAGCUGGCAUACACCAAUCCAUCACCGCGGCCGAGUAGAGGAAGCGGACAGGGAGCUCAAAGGUGGGAUCGCAAGUUCCAUGUGCAGGUAAUUGGUUGCCCAUCAUGUCGUACAAGAUCAGUCCAAAGACAUGGAGUCAGCUUCAUCACUUUGCAUCCUUCCCACAAACGGGCAUCAGUCUGGCACAGAUGGUCGCUUUCGGAAGGAAUCUCAAUCCGGGCACCGUCAUGCAGGCAGGCAGCUUCCUAGCUGAGGAGCUGCCCAUCCGACUUGCGCAUCGAGUCAAGGAGCUGGACGAGUUGCCAAAAGGCUUGAAUCAGAUGCCCUCCAUCAGUCGCGUCCGCGAUUGGUACGCCCAGUCUUUCGAAGAACUGAUCCAAUUUCCAAGGCCGCAGCUACCUCCAUCAAUCCGCGAUCAGCUAGCAUCCUCCGUCUCGCACAACGCAGCAGGCUUGCCAGGCUCAACACCCAAUCCAGCCUUGUCAGAGGAGGGCAACGACAUCGAGGAAGGCAGAGCGAGCGAAUCAGAGAGGCUGGAACGCAUCGCUGGAUCAUCAGCUUGGUUGGCAGAGAACAAGGAUAAUGUCGAGGCGAGCGAGGAGAGGAUGAGGGAGAGGGCGAGGGAGCUGCACGAAGCUGGAAUCGCGAUGAGCUCGUCUGCCAGCGGUUACGCAACCGCAACCACGGAUGCGGGCAAGAAAAGGAUCCCCAUUCAUCAUCGUUACUAUGCGGAUCACGCGAAUAUCAAGCAGUGGCCGCCAGAAGUGAUCGAUUGGAAUGAAAGCUUUACACAGUGCCUCGACAAGAUCAAAAAGCGGCACGAUGCUGUAGUGACCACUGUCGCGCAAGGAGUGUUGGAGUACAAACGCGCACGACGGGGUCAGAACAUUCAAGCGGACGUGCAGCGAUUCUUGGACCGCUUCUACAUGUCGCGCAUCGGCAUCCGAAUCCUCAUCGGACAACACAUUGCUCUGGCCCGCACAUCACCUGACCAAGCGACCACGCUUGAUGGAGACCCCAUUCAGCAAUCUCGCAUUUCUGCCCCCCCGAGCGGAGGCGCCGCCGGUGUUGGGCCCAACGGAGGCGAGCCGGAAAAGUAUGUGGGCAUCAUCUGCACAAACACGAAUGUUGGGGCUAUCGCGCACGAGGCAAUCGAGAAUGCGAGAUUCGUCUGCGAGGAACACUAUGGGCUUUUCAAGGGACCACCUGUGCAGCUCAUCUGUCCAAAGGAUUUGACGUUCAUGUACGUGCCAAGCCACUUGAACCACAUGAUGUUCGAGCUGCUCAAAAAUUCCCUUCGAGCGGUGGUGGAGCGGUACGGGGUGGAGAAUGAGGACAAUUUCCCACCCAUCAAGGUCAUCGUCGUGGAGGGCAAGGAGGACAUUACCAUCAAGAUUAGCGAUGAGGGCGGAGGCAUUCCCAGGUCAGAAAUGUCCCUCGUUUGGACUUAUAUGUACACCACCGCCCAGUCCGAGGAUCUUGACCCCGACUUUCAAGCGAGCGACUUCAAGGCGCCCAUGGCCGGUUUCGGAUACGGACUGCCUCUAGCACGAUUGUACGCGAGGUACUUUGGCGGAGACUUGAAACUCAUCUCGAUGGAAGGGUACGGCACAGACGUCUACCUGCACUUGAAUCGUCUCAGCUCCUCUGCGGAGCCCUUGCCCUGAUUCUGAUUCGAAAAAAAGCAAGAUCAGAACGCAACUCUUGACUUCUGCAGCUGCUCCCUUCCCCAUCGUCUUCAGAUCCCCCUCGCGCCUCGCCUCGCCUCGUGCUGUAAUAUAACUCUGCAUAUCCUUCCUGCACCGCCCCCCUUCCCACAAACAACAUUCUUCAAAAUACAAGCCUGGCAGACG